This is a messenger RNA of Lytechinus variegatus (green sea urchin), 1430 nucleotides long. RefSeq lists its product as uncharacterized. Lineage: Eukaryota; Metazoa; Echinodermata; Echinoidea; Temnopleuroida; Toxopneustidae. The record is from RefSeq and is a predicted model, not a curated record. The transcript has 4 exons. Bases 131 to 553 code for a protein of 140 amino acids.
AUAAAACAGCUCGAGGUGGUCCUCAGUUACUAUUUGGAUCGUUAAUAAGAAGGGGUAAUUUGGUUUCUGGUUAGCAUUUCUCAAUUUUACUUCUCUUGGCGUACUGAGAUUGAUAACAGUUGAUAGCACCAUGCCUUGCAUUGAGAUGUACACAACCCUGUCUGCUGAUAAAGUACCAGCUAACUUCUUCGAUGUUCUGACAGAGUUCUUCUGUGGGUUGCUUGAUAAGGACCCAAGGGGAGUUGUUCUGAACUUGUAUACAGACCAGCGGAUACAUACGGGUUCAGAUCUCAAUGCUACCAUGCUUAUGAUACAGAUCUACAAUGCCGAAGCCUGGUUAGAUCAUAAUGCAAACAGGGAGGCUAUCAAACUAGUCACAGACAAGGUCACAGGCAUCCUCGGGAUCCCACCUGACAGAUCUACUGUUCUGUUGAUCACCGUUCCAUCUCACCAAGUUGGCACGCCAGGAGGGAACCUAUUAGCAGACAGAGAUCAGUUCAAAUGGAGACUGGAUUACAUAAAGAAGAUCAAUUCUGCUGCAGCAUCGGCUUAACAACAUUUCCCAUCAUCAAAUAUGUUAAUUUCAUGUUUGCGCUCUCUUUCUUUCACAUUAUCUUCUCCCAGAUCUUACCCUCUCCCAUUAUAUUAUCUUUUGUACCACCCCACUGCCCCCUCUCUUUCUCACCCUUUCCAAUCCUUUAUCUACCUUUCUCUCUCUUUCUCUCUCACCCUAUAUUUUUACUUCCCCCACACACUGACAUACGGGGGUUUUUUUUUUUUUGGGGGGGGCACGUCCGUCAAAAGAGCUUCAGAACAAAAAAAAUGGGGGAGAAAAUGAAGGAAGACAAGGAAAGGGAAAGAGUGAAAUAUUGUAAAAUUCUCUGAAUAUGCCAAAAUCUUUCAAAAAAAUAGAUUUUUGUAAUAUUUUAAACACAACAAAGACUUUGCGCGAUCGCUUCGCUCUUUUGCAUCUUUUUAGAACUUUUGUUCCAUCCGCCAUAUCUGUUCGUCAUUGCACAUUCACUCUCUCUCCUCUCCUUUUCUGUAUUUUGGAAAUGUAAGGAGCAUGUGCAUAAUAUUUGUUUAUCCCACAAUGUCUACUGGUAUAAUGUUCGAUAUUUUAUGGUAUGAAUUUACCCUUUUUAUAAUUUAGGGUAUAAAGGCCUCAUUUUACAGCAAAAGUGAAUGCUACAUUGUUACCAGAUGUAAAUGUGCACUAGUCUGAUCUCUAUGCAAAGUAGCUAGGCCUACACUGGAAUUAAGAAUGAAACGGCAGGAUGUACCAUAUACACUAUGAAGGCAACCAUGAAAGUAUAGUUUUACGAAUUAGAAGUGUUGUAUUGUAUUAGAUUUCCAAGAAUUGUAGACUGAAAUAUUUGUCUUGCAAUUGUAUAAUGUUUGAGUGUUUUUUUUUUAAAUAAAUUUUUCCU